CUGCCUUUUCCACCACCUUCUGUUUUCUCCUUGUUGGUUGAAUACAGUGCUUUCGACAUGAAAGCACCUAUCUUUUCAUGUCUACAUGCACUUAAUGUCUCUUAUCUCACUUGGGUUUGUUCAUGUACUAUCCAAACAUCUCUCUCUCUCUUUCUCAAACAAUAGGUUGUUGGGCUUUCAUUACUAGAACAUAGGACUUGUUCUUUUUAUUUUUUAAUUGUUUGGAAGGUGGGAUUUUUGAGAGAGAUGGGGUCUUUGGGUUGUGAAAUUGUCAAAAACAAAGCUAUGUGGUUAUAUCCAAAGGUUAUGGGAUUUAAUCCUUGUGAGAGAUGGGGACACUCAGCUUGCUCUUCUAAUGGCGUUGUUUAUGUUUUUGGGGGCUGUUGUGGUGGGUUGCAUUUCAGCGAUAUCCUAAUGCUCGAGUUCGAUGCAAUGGCAUGGACUGCAUUAGUAACCACAGGCCAGCAGCCUGGUAAAAGGGACAGCCACAGUGCAGUGCUUGUAGGGCAUAAGAUGAUAGUAUUAGGGGGUACUAAUGGUUCUAAGAAGGUGAAUGAUCUUCAUAUUUUGGAUCUUAGGACCAAAGAAUGGAGCCAGCCCACUUGCGAAGGGGUCUCACCUUCACCUCGCGAAAGUCACACUGCUACAAUCGUAGGCGAAAAUAAACUUGUGGUAUUUGGUGGUAGUGGAGAAGGGGAGGCGAACUACUUGAAUGACAUACAUGUUCUAGACCUUAAUACCAUGAAAUGGACUUCUCCAGAGGUGAAGGGUGAUCUUCCGGUGCCGAGGGAUAGCCACACGGCUGUUGCAAUCGAGAACAAACUUGUCGUAUAUGGUGGAGAUUGUGGAGAUCGAUAUCACGGCGAGGUAGAAGUUCUUGACAUGGGCAUGCUUACUUGGUCGAAGUUAGCAGUUCAAGGGCCUUCACCUGGGGCUAGAGCAGGUCACACAGCUGUAAAUAUCGGGACCAAGGUUUACGUCAUAGGUGGCGUUGGGGAUAAGCAUUACUACAACGAUGUUUGGGUUCUGGACUUGCAUACCUGUUCAUGGACUCAGCUCGAUAUAUGCUGCCACCAACCACAAGGGCGGUUUUCUCAUAGUGCCGCAGUUAUCAAUUCGAGCAUUGUCAUCUAUGGAGGAUGUGGAGAAGAUGAGCAUCCUAUAAAUGAAUUGCUUGUACUUCAACUAGGAGCCAAUCAUCCGAAUGGCCGUCACAACAUUUCCUUAUGCAAGAUUUUCAGUAAUCACUGCAACCAAGAAAAGCCAAGAUACUUCAGAGAAAUGGAGAAUUCAAUUAAGAAGAAUACAAACAUGGUAUUUGGAAAUGGAGAACCGAAUUUUCAUGCAAAGAGGAGGAAGUCCGUCGAUCAUAAGGUGUGGGCGGUUGAAUCGGAACAAGAAGAGCAUUCUCUUUCCCUAUCACAGCAUUCAUCUCCCACCCAAUCCGAUCAAGAACAGACACAGACAACGGUUUGUAAGCCGUCAUCUGCAGCUUCCGAUUCAAUCAUGGUCUCUCUGCCUUUUGGUUUGUUCAAGCAGCAGAAUCAGACCAGCAACCAAACAGAGCAGUGGAACAGCGUUGGAAGGUCUGAUCAGGAUUUCCAUUUCAUGGGUGGCGAGUUUCAGAGACAGCGAAAGCCAGAACAGCGUCUCCAUGUGGUCCACUCCGGAAGGCAACAAGUGCAGUUCGCACCGUCUGAUCAAAAGCUUCCUCAGAGAUCAACAGCUCCCACAUUGAUUGGAGCUGAGGUCCACGGCAUGAUCGAUGGGGCUUUUGAUUCUGGGUACCUCAUGACCGCUAAAGUUAACGGACAGAUACUCAGAGGGGUCUUAUUCACACCUGGGCAUAGUUUUGUCACGAAAGCAGUUCUUCCCAAGAAUCCAUCUCUAGCCAGUCCAAAUGCUAUUGCCCAACCGUAUUUGCGGCCCACCCACACUUGUACCGCUCGUGUCACACCUCAGCAACAGGCAACAAUCAUGCUGCCAGAAUCUGGUUAUCGUGUCCAUCAAGAUCAACCGCUGUCCAUCAUCAGAUCCACGCCGUCCUUACCCAAACGAUCAAUGCUUAGUAGUGAUCUUCAAGACGUUGUUCUGACAUUGGGUGGAUCGGGAAGUUGUCGUGGCGGGCCAUAAAAGUGAUCUACAAGGAUGUUCAUGUUAGGCUCUUUUUUCUUUCCCUUUGUACAUCUCAGUGAGUUUGAACAUAAAAGAGUUUUUUGUGAUCUUGGCAUUGACGCCGACAAUGCAUUGGUUCUUCACCGAUCUUCCAAA
Molecule: messenger RNA, 2271 nt
Organism: Magnolia sinica
Lineage: Eukaryota; Viridiplantae; Streptophyta; Magnoliopsida; Magnoliales; Magnoliaceae
Exons: 8
Coding region: 247-2133 (628 amino acids)
Molecular function (GO): protein binding
Source: RefSeq, a predicted model, not a curated record